UUAAAUGCGACUACCUACGUGUCUAGCCAACACAGUGUGUUAUCAAUAUUUGCUAAGUGUAUGUUUGGUUGCUUAUUAAUUGUUUCGAUUAUUUUCUUCUCCUGCUCACUUUUAGACUUGUACCUCUAUCUUGCAAAAUGGCGGUCUUUCCUGCAUUUACCAUCAAACUCUCGGAAACAGGGGAUUGGGGGUGUGACCGUCGAGGUUGUUUUUUUAAUUGAAGUGAAUGUUGGACCAAACAACGUUAGCUAAAUAUUUUUUGUAAGCUUUUUCUAAAUGUGCGUUAUAUUUAACAAUUUUUCUUGCGUUUUCGGGGCGCCUUUAGACCCAUUUAGAAUAUCAAGUGUCCCCUCUUUCAAAAUAUGCUGGUGCAGACAGAAAAUGUCAGGGGGGUAAUAACCAUGAACGAGGAAUAUGAAACAAAAUACUUCUGCAACUCAGCUGAGGAGUGGAAAGCCGAGGGGGUGGAGCAGCUGCGACUCAGCACAGUGGACCUGACCGGUGUGCCCAGUCUAGAGAACCUGCACAGAGGAGUGGAGUUCGCACUCAGUCACCGGGAAAAGGGCUCCAGUGUGUAUGUCCACUGUAAGGCUGGACGCUGCCGCAGUGCCACACUAGCUGCUGCAUACAUCAUACGGAUACACUGCUGGAGUCCAGAAGAAGCAUGUCAGAUGUUGGCCUCUGUCCGACCACAUGUAAUAAUUCGUUCUUCACAGCUGGAGAUGCUUCGGCGGUACCAUCAGCAAGUCUGUGGCGGGGGUUCCAUUUAAGAGGGAGGUUGCCAGCAUACUUAUUGCACUUCUACAGAAACUGUAAAAUUAGCUUUGUCAAGACAAACAAUAUGCUGCUUGAAGGGAUUUUUGACCUUGAGCUCAUUCUUUUACAUAGUUGUUACUCAACUGGAUCAAGUGUAUUGUAUAAUUCUCAAAUGUUGUAUAAUUCAAGUGUCAUCAGCUCAUCAGAACAUGGGGUAUAAUAAAUUGCUGUCCCCAUCAAAGUACUGAGGUGGGUGAAGGGGGUGUAUUUAAACGCAUGUUUUUACAGAAUUUUUACAAUUUCUAUUUUAAGAAAAUGUGUGGUAUUUUGAUUGUUACUAAUUUCACUGAUUGUUUGAUAGUAUUCUAUAUGGGUUGUAAAAACAUAUUGGAAAAGAAUGACAUUAUAGAAGGAUAGCUAUUGAUACUUAAUCCAUUGAAACAUAACCGGAGUGAACAGGGGGCCUAAUUGUCUGGAAAGCCCAUGUUGAAAUGAGCGUUUGAAUCAGGAAAGUUUACUCACAACCUCUACAGACCAGAAUGUUGAAUAAAGUGACAUGUUAACAUA
Molecule: messenger RNA, 1323 nt
Organism: Salvelinus namaycush (lake trout)
Lineage: Eukaryota; Metazoa; Chordata; Actinopteri; Salmoniformes; Salmonidae
Gene: ptpmt1
Product: protein tyrosine phosphatase mitochondrial 1
Exons: 4
Coding region: 363-770 (135 amino acids)
Biological process (GO): protein dephosphorylation
Molecular function (GO): phosphatidylglycerophosphatase activity; protein tyrosine/serine/threonine phosphatase activity; phosphatidylinositol-4,5-bisphosphate 5-phosphatase activity
Source: RefSeq, a predicted model, not a curated record